UUGUUUAUUGCCAACAAUAGUUAAUAAUGCCCAUAGUAGUGUUAUCGCUAAGAUUAGAAUAAAAAUCAAGUGGAAAGAUUCCAAGGGAAGCAAUAGCUUUCGGUUAGUUCGGGAAUCGUUGAAGUAACAAAUGCUUCUUAUCGCCACGUGACUGGUUUCUAUUGUGUGUAUACAAACGUUAGAAUCAGUGCAUCAGUAGAUUUUGGAGUGAUUAGACUGUAAUUCAAAUGGGUCCUAAAACUGAGAGAUUUUCCUGGAAAAUCCGUGAUGGGGAAAUCGACAUCUUAUUGUUAACAAGAGAAGACUUGGAUGGAGCACUUGAUGUUAUCAGAAAGGCUUUUUUGGUCAAAGAAAAUGUUGUAAUUGGCGCUGAAAUUAACCUUCCAGAAUCUGCGCAGGCUCGUGAAGAUCUCAUUGAACUUUGCCGAGAGGUGUUCACAGAUGGAGUAUCAUUAAUUGCUAAGGAAGUGGCCACUGGAAAAGUUGUGUCAGUUGCCUUUAAUAAAAUCCAGGUUGCGGGAAAUCCGACCGACAAGCCAUAUUUUGAAGACUUCAUCGAACGUCGGUGUCAAUCUCCAAAUUCCAAAUCGCUCCUGAAUUUCAUGGCUGAAGUGGAUGCAGCCUAUGACCUCUUCAAAAAUUUUCAAGUUGACUGCCUUUUGGAAAUAAUGUUUCUGGCUACGCUACCGCAGUUCGAGGGCUUAAAAAUUGCUCAAAAUCUUUGUAAAUAUUCCAUUGAACUGGCUAGAGAACUUAGUAAUGGAAAAGGCUUAGAUAACGUACGAGAAGAUCUCCGGACUAAAAGAAUACAAGGUGUCAGUUCAAUUUUGACUUCACGUAUUUCACAGAGUGUUGGAAAAGCGGUUCAUUUAGAACCACUUGUGGACUAUCCAUACACAAGGUUUUCCUUCAACGGUAAAACAUAUGCAGAUCGUAUCGGCAAAAUGGACCCAGUUUGUCGGCUAGUUGGAAUAAAAUUUUAGUGUAAUUUCAUGAGAAUUUGAGUAAUAAAUAUUUAAUUAAUAACAAGA
Messenger RNA from Hermetia illucens (black soldier fly), 1031 nucleotides. RefSeq lists its product as uncharacterized. Lineage: Eukaryota; Metazoa; Arthropoda; Insecta; Diptera; Stratiomyidae. The transcript has 4 exons. Bases 228 to 983 code for a protein of 251 amino acids. The record is from RefSeq and is a predicted model, not a curated record. Gene Ontology annotation, molecular function: N-acetyltransferase activity.